AGCCGCUCCGGGUCCGCGCCAGUGAGUGCUGCUGUUGCGGGAGAGCGAGCGACGCGGCGAAGGGCAGCGGAGGCGGUGAGUGAGGGCGGCGGCGGCGGCUCCAGAAGCGCACCCGGCAGCUACAGGGAGGCGGCGCGGCAGCCACCGGCUGACACCAGCGGACGCCAGCGGACACCGGCAGGCGAGGCCGGCGCGAGCGGUAGGAGGAGGCGGCUGCGGCUCAGUGGCGGCUCAGGCGGCGAGGAUGCUGCCGGGGAGGCUGUGCUUGGUGCCGCUCCUGCUGGCGCUGGGCGUAGGGAGCGGCGGCGGCAGUGGAGACGGCGGGGACAGCCGGCGGCGCCGCCUCCUCGCGGCGAAAGUCAAUAAACACAAGCCAUGGAUUGAGACAUCGUAUCACGGAGUCAUAACCGAGAACAAUGACACAGUCAUCUUGGACCCUCCACUGGUAGCCCUGGAUAAAGAUGCCCCAGUGCCUUUUGCAGGGGAAAUCUGUGCAUUCAAGAUCCAUGGACAGGAGCUGCCCUUUGAGGCUGUGGUGCUCAAUAAGACAUCUGGAGAGGGCCGGCUCCGUGCCAAGAGUCCCAUCGACUGUGAGCUGCAGAAGGAGUACACGUUCAUCAUCCAGGCCUAUGACUGUGGUGCGGGGCCUCGGGAAGCAGCCUGGAAGAAGUCACACAAGGCUGUGGUCCACAUCCAGGUGAAGGAUGUCAAUGAGUUCGCACCCACCUUCAAAGAGCCAGCCUACAAGGCCAUCGUCACGGAGGGCAAGAUCUAUGACAGCAUCCUGCAGGUAGAAGCCAUUGAUGAGGACUGCUCCCCCCAGUACAGCCAGAUUUGCAACUAUGAAAUUGUCACAACGGAUGUGCCUUUUGCCAUUGACAGAAAUGGCAACAUCAGGAACACUGAGAAGCUGAGCUAUGACAAGCAACACCAGUAUGAGAUCCUGGUAACUGCUUAUGACUGUGGACAGAAACCCGCCGCUCAGGACACCCUGGUACAGGUGGACGUGAAACCAGUGUGCAAGCCUGGCUGGCAAGAUUGGACCAAAAGGAUUGAGUACCAGCCUGGCUCGGGGAGUAUGCCCUUGUUCCCCAGCAUCCACCUGGAGACGUGCGAUGGAGCUGUGUCCUCCCUCCAGGUCACUGCGGAGCUGCAGACUAAUUACAUCGGCAAGGGCUGUGACCGAGAGACCUACUCUGAGAAAUCCCUUCAGAAAUUAUGUGGAGCAUCCUCGGGUAUCAUCGAUCUCUUGCCGUCCCCUAGCGCAGCUACCAACUGGACUGCAGGGCUGCUGGUGGACAGCAGUGAGAUGAUCUUCAAGUUUGAUGGCAGGCAGGGUGCCAAGAUCCCUGAUGGGAUUGUGCCCAAGAACCUGACGGACCAGUUCACCAUCACCAUGUGGAUGAAACAUGGCCCCAGCCCCGGCGUGAGAGCCGAGAAGGAAACAAUCCUCUGUAACUCAGAUAAAACUGAAAUGAACCGGCAUCACUAUGCCCUGUAUGUGCACAACUGCCGCCUCGUCUUCCUCCUGCGGAAGGACUUUGACCAGGCAGACACCUUUCGCCCUGCAGAGUUUCACUGGAAGCUGGACCAGAUUUGUGACAAAGAGUGGCAUUACUAUGUCAUCAAUGUGGAGUUCCCUGUGGUCACCCUGUACAUGGAUGGAGCAACAUAUGAACCAUACCUGGUGACUAAUGACUGGCCCAUUCACCCAUCUCACAUAGCCAUGCAACUUACUGUCGGCGCCUGUUGGCAAGGAGGCGAAGUGGCCAAACCACGGUUUGCACAAUUUUUCCAUGGCAGCCUUGCCAGUCUCACAAUCCGUCCUGGCAAAAUGGAAAGCCAGAAGGUGAUUUCUUGUUUGCAGGCCUGCAAGGAAGGGCUGGAUAUUAAUUCCUUGGAAAGCCUUGGGCGAGGGAUAAAGUAUCACUUCAACCCUUCACAGUCCAUCCUCGUGAUGGAAGGCGAUGACAUUGGGAACAUCAACCGAGCCCUCCAGAAAGUCUCCUAUAUCAACUCCCGGCAAUUCCCAACAGCAGGGGUCCGGCGCCUCAGACUCUCUUCCAAAGUCCAGUGCUUUGGAGAAGAUGUGUGCAUCAGCAUCCCAGAUGUGGAUGCCUACAUCAUGGUCUUACAGGCCAUUGAGCCCCAGAUCACCCUCCAGGGAACAGAACGUUUCUGGAGACCUGCCGCCCAGUUUGAAAGCGCCAGAGGAGUGACUCUCUUCCCUGACAUCAAGAUCGUGAGCACCUUUGCCAAGACUGAGGCAUCAGGGGACAUGAGAGCCACAGGCACGGCCCCCAAAUCAGCAGUCUUGGAAGAAAUGCUACACAAUUUGGAUUUCUGUGACAUUUUGGUGCUUGGAGGGGACUUGGAUCCAAGACAAGAGUGCUUGGAGCUCAACCACAGUGAGCUCCACCAACGACACCUUGAUGCCACCAACUCAACUGCUGGUUACUCCAUCUAUGGUGUGGGCUCCAUGAACCGCUACGAGCAGGUGCUGCAUCACCUCCGUUACCGCAACUGGCACCCCACGUCCCUUGAGACCCGGAGGUUCCGGAUCAAGUGCUCAGAACUCAACGGGCGUUACACUAGCAAUGAGUUCAACUUGGAGGUCAGUGUCCUCCAUGAAGUGAGAGUCUCUGACAAGGAACAUGUCAACCACCUCAUUGUGCAGCCACCCUUUCUCCAGUCUGUCCAUCACCCUGAGACCCGGAGUAGUAUCCAGCGCAGUUCAGUGGUCCCGAGCAUCGCCACUGUCGUCAUCAUUAUCUCUGUGUGCAUGCUAGUGUUUGUUGUGGCCAUGGGUGUGUACCGAGUCCGAAUUGCCCACCAGCAUUUUAUCCAAGAGACUGAGGCUGCCAAGGAAGCUGAGAUGGACUGGGAUGACUCUGCACUGACUAUCACUGUCAACCCUAUGGAGAAACAUGAAGGCCCAGGGCACGGGGAAGAUGAAACCGAAGGAGAGGAAGAGGAGGAAGCAGAGGAAGGCGCGAGCUCCAGCAGCAGUGGCUCCGAUGACAGCGAAGAGGAAGAAGAGGAAGGGAUGGGCAGAGUCAGACAUGGGCAGAGCGGCACCAGGCAAGCCCAGCUGGAGUGGGAUGACUCCACCCUCCCCUACUAGUGCCCAUGGGGCUGAUGAGCAGCGCGUGUGCCCCUUUUGUAAAACCCAACCCAGUGUAUGCCCAAGCCUGUCACACUCACCUCUGGUUUCUAUGACAGGUCUGGGAAGGCCAUCAGCUUCUUUGAAUCUACCCUCUAUGCUUUGGGCACUGCCUAUGUCCCAACCAUGGAGCAGUUCCCAGAGCCCAUUGUCACCAUCCGUGGGGACUGCAGGGUGGUUACGUUGUCCUGUAGCCCUCAUUUCUUUCUGCUCGGGGCUCACCCAGAAUCCUGUCACCCAACCUGCAGAGUUCUGAUCACCUUGCUCUUUUCUGCAGGGGAGGAGCUCCCACUUUGUGUCACUUGCCACCCCUAGACUCAGUGUUUUCAAACUCCUUGGGUUAUAACACACUGUGUACGUACUUGACUAAAUAGCCUUUCUCCACCUACACCAGCAGGUCUUCCCUAUGCUGGGUCUCCAGGUUGCUUUAUACAGACAAAGCUGUAGAGUCUCGCUCAUAUACCUAAGAACUUAGGGCUUAAGAAUUGAAAAGAAAGCCUUUGCUGGGGCAGAAUUGAGUUUCCAUGGAAAGGUCCGAAGUGUACGUGUAUAUGUACACACACACACACACACACACACACACACACACACACACUUCUGAGCUUGGAGAGCCUUUCUUUUUACUUCUUCUGAGACUAGGUAAGCUGUAUAACAAGUUCAAAACCAAGAGUUAGUUGGGUUUUGGCCAUAAGUAGAGUGUGUCCUCAUCAUAGGCUCACUGACCAGCUUUCCAACCUGCCUAGGCAAUGUCUAAACCCACGUGGCUGCUCUGCCCAGGGCUAUCACCAUGGCAGAACCACAGGGCCCAGGAAGCACGUCAUACAGGCACUCUUCAAGAGACAGCUUGGGCAUGGAUGUCACUAGGAGCCAAAGAAAGGAUUGAUGGGAUGACCCAGCAAGACUUCACGGUCGAUAAAGAUCUACUUUGGGUUUGGUAUAGCUGGACUUUCCCAUAUAAGGGUAGCCUAAAAGUUGACAAGGCUGUCACCACCCAGCCUGUGGUCCCUUAUCUCCUAUGUUACUGUUUUCUCUUUGGGACAUAACAUCAUUUCAGAUGUAGUCGAACAAAUGUAGGCUCUACCAGUCUGAGAUGUUAGUUGGGAAAUUUAACUGCUAGGGAUUCAAAGUAUAUGUGUAACAAUAACAGCUGCUUCUUUCUUCUUCUCAUAAAAGGAGGGAUGCUUUGAAUAGAGGGCAAAUAUAUCAAAACCUUAAUUUCUUGUUCUUUCUUCUUAUUUUAAUAAGAAAGACUUUUCCAUCUCCAUUCUAACGUGGGCACUUGGUGAGGAGAAUUGUUGCUAUAGUAACUGGUGGACAAUCUUUUGUGGCCUAGAGAAUAGCAGGCAAGAAUUAAGUCCAUUAUAAGAGUUCCACAAGGCUUUGAGGACAUGUUUGUUUCAAACAUCUUGAGCUCCUCUUUGUUCUCAAUCUGUAUAGGUCAUCCCCAUCAUCCUACUCUGUCCCAUGCCCGUCCUGAAUUGGCUUGGACCAGGUCCACAAUCGGUCUCUCAUCACAUAGCAUUCAGAUCCAACUGAAUGUUGAAUCUUCCCUGUGUCAUCUAAACAGAGAAUUCAGGGAGCGAUUAUAGCUGAUGUCCUCUAGCACUCUGCUCACCCUCCAGGUACCAAUGAUCCACACCAGGUCAUUGCAACCUUCUGGCUGGGGAGAUCUACCUUAUGGUGUUUUUCCAUCUCUCAGAGUGUUUUGUGCAUACAUUCUCUUUCAUGAGCCUUUGGAUAACACUGUGAAGAGUUUGAGAAAUAGAUUAUUAGGGACAUUUUUUGUGAUGGGUAAACUAAGGCUCAGAGUCAGUAUCCUGUUCAGAGUCAUUCCAAGGUACAGACUACCCCUCUGCGCCCCACCCAUGGUUCUACUUACAUUCACAUUAACAUGUAUUUCUGAGCAUCUACUAUGUGCUAAGCAUGCUAUCCGCAGCAAUAGGAAUGGGAUGAAGCAGAAUAAGACAGACCUUCCCCCCGCAGAGGACUCAGGAGUUACGGAAGGAACACAACCAGGCAUGGAAAUUACACAGGAGACAGGAGGAUGAAAUAUCAGAUGCCACUGGAAGAAAAGGAACAUAUUUAUCAACCCAUGCCCUAAUUUUUCUCUCUUGGAAGAAAUGCAAGAUUUUUAUAUUCACUGAAAGGAAAUAGACAUCUCUUGUGAACUACCCCAGUCAAAUCCCCCCUUUUCUGUCAGGCCAUUUCUGCACAUUUACAAGGCAGGAAAUCUACAGGAAGGAUUAGGCUUUACAAUCCUAUUAUUUAAAUAAUAAGACAUUCUUCAGUCUAGCAUUUAGUAGCUACUGAAUUCUCCCAAAAUUAUGUCCAUAAAGGGAACAGUUUGCAUGUUUAAAACCAAUCCUUUUUGAAUGAGAUUUUGAUUGCAAAUAUUUAAGUCUAGAGUUUGAGAGCACUUUGCUCUGCCCUGACUUUUCAGUGCUGAGUGGUGGAUGGCUGUUCCCAUGUCCCCCUGGGCUACCUCUUGUGGCUGCAUUCCUCAUUUGUGGUUGGGCAAGUUGUUUGUGCUAUUAGAAUGCCUUUAUGGGUUUCUGUUGGGGAGGUGGGGGUAAGAAGAGAGGCAGAUGAAAGCUAGGAAUCUUUGGGGUAUGGCAGCCAAGAUGUAUCAAUCAGUUCAGGAGCCAUUUGGUGACAUAGAUUUGCAGGGAAAUAGUGGUGACACAAACUAAAGCCUUCCCCUCCUUUGUCACAGCACAAACUCACUCUGCAUGCCAACUCCAAAGCCAAAGCAUCUAAGUGAUGUUCCUGGGACAACAGGCUUUUAUCCUGUUCCCAACACUCACUUAACCUUGGUUAAGAUCAAGGAGGGAGUGGUUAUACAAUAGUGAACUUCAGCAGGUAUCCAGGUGAGUGGUAGGUCAAGGCAUCGGCCUACCAUCAUCUACUCUGACCAGGAAUGCAAGGCGCUAGUCACACUGGCUUUUCCCAGUGUCCAGAGUAUGGUAUUUUGAAACCAAAAUUCCCAGAUGACCUGGACACUAUGGGACCCCUAGGAAGAGGUGAGCAACCAAGGAAAGGCAGAUUCCGCCCUGAAGAGAAUGAACUGACAGGUGUGGCCAUAGACUCGUCCAUUGCGUUUCUUGCCAAAUGGACAACCUGGGUCUGCUCUUCAGAACUUGACUUCGAGUCUCGGUUAACUCAGAAGGUUGGGAGGAGGAGAAGCAGGAGGAUGCCAAUGAGUUGCCCCAGUGGAGAAAAGCCAUUAAACCCACUGAAGAAGUGUCUCAAGGAAUCCUGAGUGUAUUCAAGUAGAUUUAAGCAAAUUCUGUAAGUCUGACUAAGGCCCCAAGUCACACAAGUAUAAAGGACUGUGAUUGCUGCGGCAGAACUUUCUGAGAACUUUAUUGAAUUAACCAUUCAUUUUGACCACUCACAGUUUAGACCAAAUUCUCUGACCUUAACAAGAGAGUUUGUCUCAAGGGACACCCACCAAAUCUCCAUGGAGAUAACCACUGCUAGAAAAACAGCACCCCCUUCCCGUGUAUCAGAGAUCAACAAACUAUCUAUAAAGAUCCAGAGAGGAAAGCCUUAGGGUUUUGCAGGGCCAUUUGUUCUCAAUGUUACUCUUCUAAACCCUGCCUCGUGCCGUGGAAGCAGCUUCAGGCAAUACCCAAGCAAAGGAACAUUCCAGUUAGUCCCGCCAUCUACUUUCCAGUAAAACUAAUCUAUGAGACUGAAGGUUGAAAAAAGAGGCUAUUUGAAUUUAUUGAAUUUUCAUGUCAUAAACUUUUUACUCUCUUAUUUCUCAUUUUCUACUCAAAACUUAGCCUGCUAGACAUCUAGAAAGCUAGCCACCAGGCAGAUCCAUGUGAGGCCGACUCUCACCCUCAAUACAUAAAAAGCAUUCAUCCCUCCCCCAUCCCUCUACCCCAAAGAAAACACCCAACAGCUCCCUAGUGGUCAUUGCCUUGAAUUGAACAGCUGGAAAACUCUGGGUUCUUUCAUUAAAUCUCUCUUAGAAGUUCACAGGAGACUGGAGAAAACGCAAAAGAAACCGGUAAAUGAGCAACCAAAAUCCCACUUGUUAUUUCUGAAUUGAAGAAAUCAGACAAAUAUUCCUAAGGGUUGGAUGCCUAGACCCAGAGACCUAGCUAAUCACUGAGCACAGGGGCUUCCUCCUCUGCUGUGGCAAGUGCUAACUCCCCAGGCUAAGCACCUUCCUAGCAGGGCUCAGUCCAUAAUGAUUUCUAAGCAGGAGUGUUCAUUAUCCGGGACUGAUUUUCAUUUCAGCCCUGUUCAUGUCUUUGCUCUAAAAAUGAUCCUAAAGACUUGUGGCUGUUCAAAUCAAUAGUAACACAAUCAGCAGAAAGCCCUACCCAGCAACACUUCAAAAUUAACAGCCUUCUUGCCUCUAUGACUCAAUAUUAGCUGCAAAGAAAAGAGUACUUUUUCUUAAUCAUCUCCCCAUUUAAAUUAACCAGAUAGGCUUUGCAAAAAAAAAAAGUGAGCGAAUAAGUCUAAUUCUUUAGAAAAGUGGGUGACGUUCACGGAACAUAUGGCCUCUGGAGGAUCCCCAAAGCCUCCUGCAAUAUGCUCAGCCAGGUUCCGAUGUUGCAGGCUUCUCUAUCUGUGCCAGACAUUUAUCGAGGCUGACAAGCCAAGGCCCUUGGCACGGUUUAAUUUUCAUGUCACCACGUUCCGUUGUCCAGCUGGAGGCAAAGGAAAUGAGCAGUGUAAGUUUCCAAGUCAACUCCAGGACCUUCACUUGCCUGUCUUUAUUUGUUUUACUUUAUACGUUUAUCCUGCAUUAGCUCCCUUCUGACACUGGUUGGAAAGGGGAAGCUGGUUUUCCGGGAGCUACAUAUUAGGAGCUAAGCUUGACUUUCUCCCAUGGUAACAAAGAGAGAGAGAAGUUACCUCCAUGAGCAUGCCAGAGAGCGAUUGCAUUGAGUCACUAGGCAGAUGGAAGUCUCUGUUUGUACCUAUGCUCCACAAAUUCAGCAAGUCCUCACCAAGCACCCGUGUGUGCUUGAUUCUAAGCCAAGGAACAGGAGACAGAGGAUGAACUAGAGAGAAUCCUCAGCUCUUGUAGUGUCAGAGGGUUCCACACACAGGACUGUCGGGGAGAAGUUUAAGAUGCAGUCGUCUAGUUUAAGUCAGAUGGUAGGGAUGAUCCUAGGGAUGCUGAAGGGCCUCCAUGAGCAGAGAGGGCUUCAGGAAAGUGAGCAACAUGCUCCUGAAUUCUCCCUAGUUAUCAUGGCUCGGGUCAUGUGUAGAGGAAAGCCUUUCCCUUUAUGGAGAAAUAAUUUGGCUGAUGGCUGAGAAUUGGUGAAGCUAGGAUGGAGGUAGUCCUCAAAUAGAAGCAGUAGGCAGGCAGACCAGGAAAAUUAUGAACAGUGGUUUAAGUGGGUUCAGGAGGCUUACAUCCCCCCUGAUGGCUGAGAGUUGGUGAAGCUAAGACAGAGGUAGUCCUCAAAAAGAAGCAGUAGGUAAGUAGACCAGGAAAAUUAUGAACAGUGCUUUAAGUGGGUCCAGGGGGUUUCCAGCCAAAGCCCAGGGUCUGGCCAGCCUGAUGCAAGGUUCACACAUGAAGGACUGAGCUCUGGCUGGGUGAUGUGCAGGGCAGCUGCAGCCACAGUCUCAGCAGCACUCUGGAACUAGUAAGGCACACUCUACAAGUGAGGCUUCAGCAAGCUGUACUCGAAGAACAAAGCUCAGGAAGGCCAGGGUUUCAGCGCUGUCUCUGUGGAGGCCAGCCUGUGCUGGCACUUGGAGGAGGGAGAAUGGCGAAUGCUGUCACAAUUCAGACACUAAGUUGGAUGGGUAAUGGACUGCUUCUCUUGGAAGGACAGUAUCCCAUGUUGCUAAAAGUAGGAGAAAGAGAAAACGGAAAGGAAAAGUCAAAGCUACAGCUUCAUCUACAGUGGGAAUCUCAUUCCUAUGGUCCAUAUAGGUACCGGGUUCCAACCAUUUUCCCUUCCUGAUGUAUGGCAUAAGAUCUAUGGUGUAAGCACCAUAAACCUUCAGCUGGAACUUCUUAUAUUUUGUCAGUCAUUGUGCCUAUGACCUAAGUCAAGUCUCAUACUAGGAUCUCAAGGUCAAGGUCAGAGGUCAGGGCAUAGAAGAGGAACCAAUGACACAUAAGCCAGGAUGACUUAAGUCACCAUAAGUCAUAGUGAGUUUCUACAAACCCAGCCCCCUGGAGCCCACUCUUUGUCUGCAGUUGUCCUUUGCAAAAUCACUAGGGAGGGAAGGAGAGUGGAAGGGGCAAAGAGCAGGUGACAAUAUUUUGUGCUUCCUCAUGGAAGCUGACAGGAAGGGAUGUUUUUCCCCCAAAGUAAUCUUUUCCAGGUAGAACCAGUAAAAGGAGUCCUCCCCGCCACACCAGGAGCAAAGGCAGCUAGGCCCUGAUGAGCCCACUUUUUCCACCCUGUGAGUCAUAGGCCUGAGGAAACGGAGCUUUAAUUUGUUAAUGAGCCCAGCUCCUUGCCACUGACCCACCCUUUUUAUCAGAUAUACUGUGGGAAGAUUCAUCACUAUGAAGCCCAAUCCCCCAAAGUCCGAUGAGACAAGGGCAGCAGACACGAGAGGCCUCAGACUGCAGGCGCUGGAUAUUAAUCACAGGAACAAAAUCAUGUUGGCUUUAAUGUUUGCUUUCUUUUAUCUGGGAGAGAAAACGCACCUCUGUUACCUGGACCCUUUAAACUGAGCAUUUCAGAGCAGAAGUGGGACACAAACACAUAAAUAUUGAGGGUUCUUUUCCUCAGCAGAAUGAGCUGUCAUAAAAAAAGAAGCUAAGAGGUUAUUUCUAUUUACAAAGGCAGAGAAUCAACACACAGGUUUUAGGUCUAGACUCCAACCCUCCUCCCCCCGAGUGGAAGAAGGACAAUGAGGUGGCCUCUACUCUGAAAGGAUUCCUCGAGGGCCCAAGAGUAAGGGUCCAACUGGACCCAUGACUCAUCACUUCACCAUGAGUGAAAUGCAUGCAUGCAUCUUUGGAGGCAAAAGUGCAUUCAUCCUGGCCGUCAGGGAAGGCUGGGCUGUGGCUCUAACCAUUACCCACUCUCCACGAUGCAAAGGAGCCCUGGAGCUCUGGAAGGGAGUAUUGAUGGCCCUUUCACAGACACACUCUAGAAGGUUGGAAAUGGAGCAAAAGUUUUGGGCAAAGAAAAUUAGACUUGGCACCCGGGUGAGUCACUUGAACAGGAGGAGAAGAGAUAUGGAAUGAGAAGGUGGUAGAGGUGGAGAGUAAACUGGAGGCUGAUUAGGAUCAACAGCAUCAGAAGCAACCAGGAAGCCAGGGCACUGUUCUAUAUGUAAACAUAUUCAUGUGUCAGAGGAAUCAUGGGUAAAUAAUGCCAUAUGACCGUAGAGGCAGUUUCUGUAGUUGCUUUACAAGCCAGAACCACUGGAAGUGGAUGAUGGAUCAAUCUCCCUACCAGGUUUCCAACCUUAUCUGCUUCUGAGAAAGAGCUGUUGAUGCUGAAAAGGCAUAGCAGGUGACUGGAGAAAAACAGAUGGAAAAUAGAAAGAAGAAAGUUUAUAUAGAAGCCAGUUGUUCCCAAGGAAACCUGUAGCUACUAGAAUGGGCCUUGUUAUGUUACUGCAUGUACAUUGUAAUGUCUGUAAGAAGGAGUUGGAAUGGUAGGACGGGGCAUUAGUUUAGGGAAUUGGAGUAAUAAGUAUAGAAUACCAGACAGGACUAAGUGAAGAGUAGCUGAUAAUAUAUAUGUAUGUACAUAUAUACAUAUCUAUACUAUGGAAGUAGGAUACAAAACAGAGAGGUCCCAACCAACCUUAAUUCUCCAGAUGCCUUAGGUUAUUCUUAUUUGCUUUUAGCUCUCAAAGCCCUGAAAGAAGUACCUGGAACACUGCAGGAGUCAUAAACAUUUGGAAGUGAAGCAUCUAGCUUGUCCUUACUUGGUGAAGACCCAGUAUAUCACUAAACUCCAUAUUGACUGAACCAUAUAGAAGCAGGCCAACCACGCAGAUCUCCUAGCUUAGAGAAGCCUCCGUGAAUCUUCAUAUUCUGUGCAGUAGUCAGACAGUGGCAGACACUGGCCAUGAACAGGGACAGUGCUGCACAUAGUUGCUUGCACACAUGUAGAACAUACCUGAAUAACAUCCCCAAUGCUGUUUCUACAGAGCAGAGGCUGCCCAACCUACCAUUGUCUCUGCCUUUCCCUAAGUACUUGCUAAAUAUUGUUCACUCUAUCAUCUUCUGUCAUUGAUGCUGGGACUAAAUAUAAAGGUUCUGGGUGCAGCCAAUCUCAGACCCUUCCCUCCUCCCCCCAUCUCUGGAGAGGAUGUCACCAUUUUUAAAGCCUUGUAUGAGAAACCAGUUUGUUCCCAGCUCAAUGCAUGGGAAAGGCCUGAGAUGGACAGACUGUUUUAUCUACUGGAGUCUCUUUGGGGUUCACUCUGCAGAGAGAAAGAGCAGUCUCACUGUAUGCAAUCAUCUUCCACCUGCACCUGACUGCAAAGUGGCCUAAUGGUCAGUGCCGCUUGAGUGUCUUUCACGGGAGCCAGCUGCACUUGGGGUUUGUGUGUUCUUGGCACACAGUAGACUUCUGAGCCUCUUGAGCUGCCUCCAAGAAUGAAUCUCGUUAGUCUACAAAAUGUAUUUAUUUGGUAACUAUGCUACUGUGUAUGUAUGAGUCUGAUACAAUGCAAACCUUGAAAUGUCUUACUAAAAGGAAUUAUGAAUUCAUAGAAAAUUGAAUCCAACUUCAGAACAGCGCAUUAUGUUGCCGGUCAAUAAGGUUGCCCAGCCACGGGGGACCAGAGAAAAGCCUUCCCCUCCCACCCCUUCCCUUAGUACCCUCUCCCUCCCUAAUUGCCCUACUAGAUUCUAACUGAUGCAGAGUGAAGGGUACCGAGAGAGUACAUGUACAUAAAGAUUUAAGAGGGACAUAACCCCUGGGGGGAUCAGUUGAGUUUCUUCCCAUGGCUGUGAUCUUAUCAUGCCUGAAUUCCAAACUUUAAAUUUCUAACAAUUUCGAUUCUUGAAGUUUCUGAGUAAUUUGUUAAAUGCCUAUUCAACACAGACAGAUAUUUAUUUUCAGCGUUGGCUUGUAAAUGCCUACAAACUGAUUCAUGUUGGUGGUCAUUACGACACUUCUGUGAAUUGGUUGAAUAAAUAUGAUUUUAGAAUU
This is a messenger RNA of Mus caroli (Ryukyu mouse), 12279 nucleotides long. The record is from RefSeq and is a predicted model, not a curated record. Lineage: Eukaryota; Metazoa; Chordata; Mammalia; Rodentia; Muridae.